This is a messenger RNA of Raphanus sativus (radish), 1452 nucleotides long. Its product is annotated as protein PLASTID TRANSCRIPTIONALLY ACTIVE 10. The record is from RefSeq and is a predicted model, not a curated record. Gene Ontology annotation, cellular component: chloroplast; plastid-encoded plastid RNA polymerase complex. Gene Ontology annotation, molecular function: RNA binding. NCBI's taxonomy places the organism in Eukaryota, Viridiplantae, Streptophyta, Magnoliopsida, Brassicales, Brassicaceae.
UCAUAAUGUCCUUGCAGAUUUGUGAAGGCACAGUCACCACUUUGCAUCUGUAUCAGGGAGCAUUUGUUGACAUUGGAGGUGUUCAUGAAGGGUGGGUUCCUAUCAGGAAUGACUGGUUUUGGAUCAGGCAUUUCAUAAGAGUUGGGAUGCAUGUUAUCGUUGAGAUAUCACGGUACUCUUGAUACAGAUCUCUGUUUCACGUUGAAAAAGCUUAAUUGAAGUAUUUCAUGCUCAUGUUUUCUUCUUCCAGGCAAAAAAGAGACCCAUACAGGUAGUUUCCCUUAGAGUUGCGCUUCGUCAUCCUAUCCUAAAUAGAUCACAUGAUCUUUAAUAAGUUUGACUUUCCACCAAUAUUCCAUCGCGGGGAUAUUAAUCCAGAUGAGAUACGGCGAGAUUGUGGAAGACCUCCUGAGCCUAGAAAAGAUCCAGGAUCGAAGCGAGAGGAAGGGCUGCUCUCUGAUCACCCAUAUGUUGACAAGUUGUGGCAGUUACAUGUAGCUGAGCAAAUGAUUUUGGAUGAUUACGAAGCUAACCCUGAAAAGUACAAAGGCAAAAAACUAUCAGAACUAUCUGAUGACAAAGGCUUUGAUGACAAAAGGAAAUCGAACAUGGAGAAGCUUAUUAUAAGAAAAACCAAAUUGCCAAAAGUGAUUCUGAAAACCAGUGUCAAGGAACUUGACUUAGAGGCUGCCUUGAUAGAGCGCAAGUACCAUAAUAAACUGAUGAUGGAAGCUAAAGCAAGAGGAGAAGGAUACAAAAUCGACAAGCUAAGAAGAAAUAUUGAGAUGGACGAGUAUGAUUCCUUACACUGGCGCAGGUCUUUAGAGGAAAGAGAAGCAUUGCUCAGAGAUAUCAGCUCUCGUCAAGCACUUGGUUUACCAUUGGAGGAACCAGGGAGGUAUAAGCCAGGAAGCUUCUUUGGGAAAGACCAAUACGAUCCAACAAGCGCAUUAUACCAGUAUGACUACUGGGGAGAGCCAAAGAACUCAGAGAUUAGCAAGCAAGAGAGAAUGAAGGAUGCACACAACAAAUCCAUCGUUGGAAAAGGCAAUGUGUGGUAUGAUAUGUCUUACGAUGAUGCCAUUAAGCAGACAAUUGAAAGAAGGAAAGAUGGGUCUAACGUGGUGAGUCAAAAAGAAGAAGAAACAGAGUCUAAGGAAGAAGAAGAAGAAGACGAUGAUGAGUAUGAAUUUGACGAUUUUGAUUAUAGCAUUUUGAGUGAUGAGAGUAGUAUCGGUUACCCGGAACAACAACCUCUUGUUAACGGUACUCAGGUUUUCACAGAUUGAUCUUUAGACGAAACGUGAAAAACGAAAAACAUGUCUACAUGUUUCUUUGGAAUUUGGAUGGUUAGUUGAAGAAAACACUUGCUUAGUUUACUUAAAAACUAAAUGAUUAUUGUAAUUUAUAUGAGAAACGAUUAUUGAUUCUUUUAUUAUUUUAUCAAUUAAA